AUGUCCUGUGGUAAUGGUGAAACUGGUGGGCACUCUAUGUCUAACCUCUGUGGUCAGGGUCAAAGCUCCAGCUCCCAGUUAGCUAGUCUGAAUGGUCAUAGGAAGUCUUCAGGAUUGUUGGAAGUCACAGGGAACUUAAACAAUAAGCAAUAUUCUUCAGUGGCACUAACUCCAGAUACCAUGGUGAAUAAUGGAUCAGGAAUUCCCCCUAACUCUGAGGAAGACACAAAGGAUUCAGCAUUCCAGCUCAGCAACCAACCUAUGACAGGAAGUGAAAUCCGUAGGACCUACACUACCAAGUGUUUCUAUGGCCCUUAUUUAACCAAAACUAGCAUGCAGGGAGAUGUCUACAACUUCCUGGAGAGGCCUAGUGGAUGGAAGUGUUUUAUUUACCAUUUUACUGUAUUUCUACUGGUGCUGAUUUGUUUAAUUUUCAGUGUACUCUCUACUAUAGAAUAUUAUUCAGAAUUUGCCACGGGGACCCUUUUCUGGAUGGAAAUUGUUCUGGUGGUGUUUUUUGGUGCUGAAUAUUUGGUGCGGCUAUGGUCUGCUGGUUGCAGAAGUAAAUAUGUUGGCUUUAAGGGAAGACUACGUUUUGCCAGAAAGCCUAUAUCAAUUAUUGAUCUUAUUGUUGUGAUAGCCUCAAUUAUUGUUCUGAGUGUAGGAUCAAAUGGGCAGGUGUUCGCCACAUCUGCCAUAAGGGGAAUCCGGUUUCUCCAGAUACUUCGCAUGCUUCAUGUAGAUCGGCAGGGUGGCACUUGGAGACUCUUAGGAUCAGUUGUUUUCAUACAUCGUCAGGAACUCAUAACCACUCUGUACAUUGGAUUCUUGGGACUGAUCUUCUCAUCCUAUUUUGUCUAUCUUGCUGAGAAGGAUGCAGUGGAUGAAGAUGGAAGAACAGGUUUCUCCAGCUAUGCUGAUGCCCUGUGGUGGGGUGUGGUAACGGUCACAACAAUUGGUUAUGGAGACAAAGUACCACAGACAUGGAUUGGGAAGACAAUAGCCUCCUGUUUCUCAGUAUUUGCUAUAUCUUUCUUUGCUCUUCCAGCGGGGAUUCUGGGUUCUGGUUUUGCCUUGAAGGUACAACAGAAGCAACGUCAGAAGCAUUUCAACAGGCAAAUCCCAGCUGCAGCUUCUCUAAUUCAGACUCUAUGGCGGUGCUAUGCAGCUGAGAAAUCAUACAGUUCUACAGCAACAUGGAAGAUCUAUGUUACAUCGCCUGCUCAAAGUACAAAAAAAACACCAGCGCCAUCUAGCCCUAAAACAUUUGGAUACAAAAGAAAAGGAAAACCUGGGCGUGAUAAUGGCGUGACACCAAUAAUAAAUCCUGGAGAGACUGCCUUAUCCAUUCCACAAAUUACUUACGAUCACAUUGAUGAAAGAGAAGACAAAAAAGACAUGGAUAGGUCCAUCAGUGGCUAUUAGCCAAGUUUAAGAAAAAGCAUAAGGCACUUAGAAGGGAACAGCAAUGAAAUGUCACAGGACAACAGCUUCAUCGAUGACAUAGACUUCAUAUCAGAGGAGUCACCACUGCCUGCUGUAGCUAAUGUGGCACAGUUAACUGAAACACACCGAAUAGCUGUCAAAGUCAUAAGGAGAAUGCAAUAUUUUGUGGCCAGAAGAAAAUUUCAGCAAGCUCGAAAACCAUAUGAUGUACGUGAUGUAAUUGAACAGUACUCUCAAGGACACCUUAAUAUGAUGGUUCGCAUAAAAGAACUUCAGCGAAGACUGGAUCACUCCUUAGGGAAGCCUGGCCUUUUUCUUCCAGAAAAAGGGGUAGACAAAGGAUACUAUACUGUAGGAGCCAGACUGAUCCGGUUAGAGGAUAAGCUGCACCUCAAAAGGAAAGCAAACAGCGAGAUCUCCACAGCACAGCAUCUGUAAGAGGAU
Gopherus evgoodei (Goodes thornscrub tortoise) is the source of this 1890-nucleotide messenger RNA. Its product is annotated as potassium voltage-gated channel subfamily KQT member 1-like. The transcript is spliced from 19 exons. Gene Ontology annotation, biological process: potassium ion transport; transmembrane transport. Gene Ontology annotation, cellular component: voltage-gated potassium channel complex; membrane. NCBI's taxonomy places the organism in Eukaryota, Metazoa, Chordata, Testudines, Testudinidae. Gene Ontology annotation, molecular function: voltage-gated potassium channel activity. The record is from RefSeq and is a predicted model, not a curated record.